Mangifera indica (mango) is the source of this 2549-nucleotide messenger RNA. Its product is annotated as receptor-like protein 4. The coding region runs from base 136 to 2010 and encodes 624 amino acids. The transcript has 9 exons. The record is from RefSeq and is a predicted model, not a curated record. Gene Ontology annotation, molecular function: protein binding. Lineage: Eukaryota; Viridiplantae; Streptophyta; Magnoliopsida; Sapindales; Anacardiaceae.
CACGUCCCAGUAUUAAGUCGUACUCUAGAAAGCAAAGCAGGAGCAAAGAUGGAUUGAUAGAAUGUGAAUGAAGCUUUAGAUAUUGAAAAUAAUAUAUAUAGAGAGCAAGAGAGCGAAAGAGUUCUUGAAGCUAAAAUGCUAAGAUUUUCUCUCAUAUGGCUUCUUGUUUUCUGUUCGGUUUUGGAUUCUUCUUCAUCUCGACCUGCGCCUUUUGCCAUGCGUAUAAGCUGUGGAGCCCGUCAACAUGUCCAUACUAAGCCUACAAAUACACUUUGGUUUAAGGAUUUUGCAUACACAGGAGGCAUACCUGCUAAUGCGACACGUCCAAGUUUUAUCACUCCUCCACUUGAAACACUUCGUUAUUUUCCUCUAUCUGAAGGUCCUGAAAAUUGUUACAUAAUUAACAGAGUGCCAAAGGGACAUUACAAUGUGAGGAUCUUCUUUGGAUUGACUAAACUGCCAAAUUUUGACACUGAACCUCUAUUUGACAUAUCAGUUGAAGGCACCCAAAUAUAUUCCUUGAAAUCAGGUUGGAGUGGCCAUGACGACCAAGCAUUUGCUGAAGCCCUUGUGUUUCUUACAGAUGGCACUGUCUCUAUAUGCUUCCACAGCACUGGUCAUGGAGAUCCUGCUAUCCUUGCACUCGAAAUUCUUCAAGUUGACAGUAAAUCAUAUUACUUUGGUCCAGAGUGGGGUGAGGCGGUUAUCCUCAGAACAGUCACAAGACUGAGUUGUGGUAAUGGGCAGCCAAAGUUUGAUGUAGAUUACAGUGGUGAUCAUUGGGGUGGGGAUAGAUUUUGGAGUCCCCUUCAAACUUUCGGUCAGAGUUCUGAUCAAAUCUUGUCUACUGAAACUAGCAUCAAACAGAGUGCAGAGGCCCCAAACUAUUAUCCACAAGCUCUUUAUCAAACAGCUCUUGUUAGUGCUGAUGGUCAACCAAAUUUUGGUUAUACAAUGGAUGUGGAUCCCAACAAAAACUAUUCAGUUUGGUUACACUUUGCAGAGAUUGAUGAUUCAGUCAGGAGUGCGGGGAAAAGGGUAUUUGACAUCCUGAUAAAUGGUAUUGUUGCAUUUCAAGGUGUAGAUGUUUUAAAAAUGAGUGGGGGUCAGUAUACAGCACUUGUGCUUAACACAACUGUUGCUAUUAAUGGGAGGAGUUUAACAAUCACUCUGCAGCCUAAGGCAGGAAGUUCUGCAAUAAUCAAUGCCAUUGAGGUCCUUGAGGUUAUAGCUGCUGAAUCAGAAACUUUGCCAGAAGAAGUAAAAGCUUUACAGAUAAUGAAGAAUUCGCUGGGGCUACCUCAUAGGCUGGGUUGGAAUGGUGACCCUUGUGUUCCCCAGCAACAUCCAUGGAGUGGAGCAGAUUGUCAAUUUGACAAAACUAGCAACAAAUGGGUUAUCGAUGGACUUGGUCUUGACAACCAAGGUCUGAGGGGUUUCUUGCCAAAUGAUAUAUCCCAAUUGCGUCAUCUACAAAGCAUAAAUUUGAGUGGAAACAGCAUUCAUGGAGCUAUUCCAUCCACACUUGGAACAAUAGCCAGCUUAGAAGUGCUGGACCUCUCAUACAAUUUCUUAAAUGGAUCAAUUCCUGAAAGCCUUGGAAAGCUGACAUCAUUACGUAGAUUGAACCUCAAUAGCAACUCUCUUUCUGGGAGAGUUCCAGCUACAUUAGGAGGAAGCCUUUUGCAUCAUAGAGCUAGCUUCAACUUUACUGAUAAUGCAGGUCUAUGUGGUAUACCUGGGUUACCUACAUGUGGGCCCCACCUUUCCACCGGUGCAAAGAUUGGCAUCGGAUUUGGUGUUCUCAUCAUUAUCUUUCUACUUGUUAUCUGUUCAGUGAUUUGGUGGAAAAGGCGGCAAAACGUUAAACGAGCACAGCAAAUUGCUGCAAGAGGUGCUCCUUAUGCAAAAGCAAGGACCCACCUAUCACAUGAUAUUCAGUUGGCAAGGCAUCAUUAUCACCAUGGUGCUCGACAUGCUUCAGAGAAUGGACCUAGUUUGCUAUCGUGAAUUCAGAUUGACAAUAACUGACCUGAAGUGCUCUUUAUUUAAAGUCCGCUUAUGUUCUGAUUCCUGGAUUCUGAUAUGCUUCACAACAACUAUAUAAAAAACCACUAGUAGAUUUAGUUCUGGCACACAACUUGUGGGACUGCUUGAUGUUCCAGUAAAAAAUCUGUUCAGUUAAUAGUAUGAAACCAAAAGAAACACCUUUAAGAGGUCAGAUCUCCCCUUGGUGGGGCACCAAUUCUGAAAAGUGAGUUAUCUUGUACAUUGCUUCAAUUCUUUUGUUCAUUUAGGCAGAAUGAAGUUGCUACACUUUGAAGAAACUAUGAAUAUAGUACUUCCUGGUUUGACUUAUUGUUCUUCAUUGAGGUGUUUGAAAGGGCUUUUUGUUCCUGCCUCCAUAACUCAGAAAAAGUGAUACAAGGUAAAAAAAUUUUGCCUUCCUAGCUCUCCUACUGCUUUUUUGUUGUUUUAUUGGCACUUGUGUCUUCAGUUAGGCUCCUAACUCUAUAAAAGUGUAGAUGUAAUCCUACAUCAUGGACGUA